AGGAGGGGCGGAGGCGGAGAGGUGUGAAUUGUGUCGGAUGAGGGACAGGAGGGGGACCGACAGCGUCUUUUGAGCCCAUUGCCAACUCACCAGGAGACAGCGGCCACGCCCAUCAGGACGGGGGCCCCUCCCCACCUGGCGGUGCCAGCCUGGGCGCACCCUGGUCUCCGCCGCCCGGGCGCUCUGGCGCGUCUUACUGGGGUGCCGGCAGAGGGCGCGCGAGGGGGCCCGGGGUCAGGUGGGGGACCCCACGGGAGGCGGGAUUGGGGGGAGGUCCCUAGGCCACCCCUCCCGCCCCCUGCCCGCCCAGACCGCUUUCCUGGAGCUCCAGACGCCUAGGCAAGAGCCCGCUGCGCCCCUGCGCGCUUUCUGCUCGGAGCACCGCUUCUACCUGUAGAGUCCGGACGGGCGCUCCCUCCCAGGGCACCUACACCGUCUCCUCCUUCGGAAACCUCCCGUCCCAGCUACCCCGGUCUCGGACAGGCGGUGCCGGGACCCCAAGGCAGGGCGCCAGGCUUGAAGCAGGUGACAUGUAGACGUCCCCUGGUCCAGCCUCGGAACCCGAGCGCCCCUCCUGCCCGGAAAGUUUGAGGCUAGGCGCCAUGGCCAAGACCAGCUCCCUGAAUGUCCGCGUGGUGGAGGGCCGGGCGCUGCCCGCCAAGGACGUGUCUGGGAGCAGCGACCCCUACUGCCUGGUGAAAGUGGACGAUGAGGUGGUGGCCAGGACAGCGACUGUCUGGAAGAGCCUGGGCCCCUUCUGGGGGGAGGAGUACACCGUGCACCUGCCUCUCGAUUUCCACCAGCUGGCCUUCUAUGUGCUGGACGAGGACACCGUUGGGCAUGACGACGUCAUCGGCAAGAUCUUGCUGAGCAAGGAGGCCAUUACAGCUGACCCCCGAGGGAUUGACAGCUGGAUCAACCUGAGCCGAGUGGACCCAGAUGCAGAAGUGCAGGGUGAGGUUUGCCUGUCGGUACAGAUGCUGGAGGAUGGGCGGGGCCGAUGCCUUCGCUGCCAUGUGCUUCAGGCCAGGGACCUGGCUCCCAGAGACAUCUCUGGCACAUCUGACCCAUUCGCACGUGUGUUUUGGGGCAGCCAGAGCUUGGAGACCUCAACCAUCAAGAAAACUCGCUUCCCGCACUGGGAUGAAGUGCUGGAGCUGCGGGAGAUGCCAGGUGCCCCGUCCCCACUUCGGGUGGAGCUCUGGGACUGGGACAUGGUGGGCAAGAACGACUUUUUGGGCAUGGUGGAGUUCUCUCCGAAGACCCUCCAGCAGAAGCCGCCCAAUGGCUGGUUCCGCCUCCAGCCCUUUCCCAGAGCAGAGGAGGAUUCUGGGGGGAGCCUGGGUGCCCUGCGCCUGAAGGUGCGCCUGAUCGAGGACCGCGUCCUGCCCUCCCAGUGCUACCAGCCUCUCGUGGAGCUGCUCAUGGAGUCUGUGCUGGGGCCAGCAGAGGAGGACACUGCUAGCCCCCUGGCUUUGCUGGAAGAGCUGACCUUGGGGGACUGCCGCCAGGACCUUGCCACCAAGCUGGUGAAACUCUUUCUUGGCCGGGGACUGGCUGGACGCUUUCUGGACUAUCUCACCCGGCGUGAGGUGGCUCGGACCAUGGAUCCCAACACCCUCUUCCGUUCUAACUCCCUGGCAUCCAAGUCGAUGGAACAGUUUAUGAAGCUCGUGGGCAUGCCCUAUCUGCAUGAGGUCCUGAAGCCCGUGAUUAGCCGUGUCUUUGAGGAGAAGAAGUACAUGGAGCUGGAUCCCUCCAAGAUGGACCUGGGCCGUACCCGGAGGAUCUCCUUCAAAGGCGCACCCUCGGAGGAGCAGAUGCGGGAGACCAGCCUGGGGCUGCUGACGGGCUACCUGGGGCCCAUCGUGGACGCCAUCAUGGGCUCGGUGGGGCGCUGCCCGCCUGCCAUGCGCCUCGCCUUCAAGCAGCUGCACCGGCGCGUGGAGGAGCGCUUCCCCCAGGCAGAGCACCAGGACGUGAAGUACCUGGCCAUCAGUGGCUUUCUCUUCUUGCGAUUCUUUGCACCAGCCAUCCUUACCCCGAAGCUGUUUGACCUGCGGGACCAACAUGCAGACCCCCAGACGAGCCGCUCACUGCUGUUGCUUGCCAAGGCUGUGCAGAGCAUCGGAAACCUGGGCCAGCAGCUGGGCCAGGGCAAGGAACUGUGGAUGGCCCCCCUGCACCCCUUCCUGCUGCAGAGCAUCUCACGUGUCAGAGACUUCCUGGACCAGCUGGUGGAUGUGGAUGGGGAUGAGGGGGCUGCUGUCCCAGCCAGGGCCCUGGUCCCGCCCUCAGCGAUUGUUCGAGAAGGCUAUCUGCUGAAGCGCAAGGAGGAGCCCGCCAGCCUGGCCACCCGCUUCGCCUUCAAGAAGCGCUACGUCUGGCUCAGCGGGGAGACCCUCUCCUUCUCCAAGAGUCCUGAGUGGCAGACGCGCCACUCCAUCCCGGUGUCGCACAUCCGCGCCGUGGAGCGCGUGGACGAGGGCGCCUUCCAACUGCCCCACGUGAUGCAGGUGGUGACGCAGGACGGCGCGGGGGCGCUGCACACCACCUACCUCCAGUGCAAGAAUGUGAACGAGCUCAACCAGUGGCUCUCGGCCUUGCGCAAGGCCAGCGCCCCCAACCCGGACAAGCUGGCCGCCUGCCACCCCGGUGCCUUCCGCAGCGCGCGCUGGACCUGCUGCCUCCAGGCUGAGCGUUCAGCUGCUGGCUGCAGCCGUACACACUCGGCCGUCACCCUAGGGGACUGGAGUGACCCGCUGGACCCUGAUGCUGAGGCCCAGACAGUGUAUCGGCAGCUGCUCCUGGGGCGGGACCAGCUCAGGCUGAAAUUGCUGGAGGAUUCCAACAUGGAUACAACUCUGGAAGCAGACACAGGGGCCUGUCCUGAGGUCCUGGCCCGGCAGAGAGCAGCAGCUGCCCGCCUGCUGGAGGUGCUCGCAGACCUGGAUCAUGCCCAUGAGGAAUUCCAGCGGCAAGAGCGAGGGAAGGUGGCCCUGGGCCCCCUCGGCCCCUGAGGAAAUGCCAGAGCCAGCCUGGAAGGAGGAGCAAGGAGCCGGGAGGGCCCUCCUCAGCGCAUCCUGCCCCAGAAUUCUCCUCCCAGAAUUCUCCUCGUACGUCUUUGAUCCUGUGGUUUGGAGGCUCCCAGAGACAUGCCUAGUCCUGUGUGCCUAGAGUCCAGAACUCAGGGCGUAGAAGCCCUCUGCCAGGGGCCAGCCUUGCGCUGAGUGAACCUCGUUCUCUGGGUUGAUUCAGUCUGGAGUGGAUAGGAUAAGGAACCUGACUUAUUUGACUGAGACUGGGGUCUCUGCUUCACCAGACUGGCCUCUAUCCAUACCAAGGAGGCCAGUGUGGCCCUGAGCUGCUGGAUACAGCUGGACCUGAAUUCCUGAUGCCCAUGUGAUGUUGUUGCCCCAGAUAGGCACUAAAUGGGCUCACCCCUUUCUGUUUUUGUGUCUGCUAAUCUCUAUAACCUCACUGAUUCUUCUGUACCCUGCCCUAGGCCUAGGACCCCAAACACAAGCUUCCAGAAUCAGUACCCUCAGGAAGGACCGAGGCUGGGUGAGGAUCUAGUGUGCCAUGCUUAGACCCUUGGAACCUGGGAAACCUUGGGCAAGGCUCUUUGACUCUCUUUGAGUCUCA
This is a messenger RNA of Sapajus apella (tufted capuchin), 3645 nucleotides long. RefSeq names its product RAS protein activator like 1 (gene RASAL1). Gene Ontology annotation, molecular function: GTPase activator activity. The record is from RefSeq and is a predicted model, not a curated record. Gene Ontology annotation, biological process: negative regulation of Ras protein signal transduction; cellular response to calcium ion; intracellular signal transduction. The transcript is spliced from 21 exons. Lineage: Eukaryota; Metazoa; Chordata; Mammalia; Primates; Cebidae. Bases 603 to 3020 code for a protein of 805 amino acids.